Messenger RNA from Danaus plexippus (monarch butterfly), 5661 nucleotides. RefSeq lists its product as uncharacterized. The transcript is spliced from 16 exons. The coding region runs from base 235 to 5103 and encodes 1622 amino acids. The record is from RefSeq and is a predicted model, not a curated record. Lineage: Eukaryota; Metazoa; Arthropoda; Insecta; Lepidoptera; Nymphalidae.
CAAUGUUCAACAUUCAUUUUUUAAACAAUAUUUAUUUCCAUCGCUUAAUAAAAUAACAACUCCUGUAUGAAAAUUGUUUGACACUUGUUGAACAAAUGUUAGACUUUUUAACUUAGGGAUGUUAGAAGAUAAUUAAAAAUAUUAUUAUUUAACAAUUUUUAAACCAUGUUCUUUUUACUAGGUAUCGAUCAUUUUUAACAAAUGCUUGCAAUUCUAUUUAAUUGAACAAUAAAAAUGGCAGUAUAUGAUUUUCGGAAUUUCUCGUCAAGCAAGUUUGUUGAUGAUUUCGGAAGAGAAUUUAAGAAACAUGAAGUGCUUUGGCAAUCAUACUUCCUUAUGGACCCGAAUCAAAUACAGUUUGCAAAGAACAAAGCAUACAAAUGUAUUGCAUACAAACUCGACUUGACGGUGGACAGGGUCAUCGAACUGUUAAAGGAUUUCCCAAAUGUUUGCUUCGACAUGUUGAAACAGACAUUCACAAAAAAAUAUAACACGUCAGGUUCCAGUGUGUCGGACGGCCCGAGACAGCAAUUGCCAAAAUGGCUGCUGUACCUGAUGAUGAAGUCUGAUAUGUUUGAGAAGUUAAAACAGAAUGAACAACUCAAUACAGUCACUACGUCCAACGAGCCGGAUGUUCUCAUACAGGAACUGCUGACCAGCGUGGAGCUCUCGCUGGAAGGUAGCUACGGCAAGAAGAUCCAAAGACUCAAAGGCCCAUGUGCUGUUAAAUACUUUGCAAAAAAAUAUGGCGUCAGAGUCGCUGACGUGUUAUCAGUAUGGCAGGGAAUCUACAACUUGUGCUUAUUAAAACUGAAAGCGCUGUUAAAUUUGAGCAGUCGUCUUCAUGAUGUGCCGGGAACCCUUAGGCUGAAUCACCAAGAGUGGAAGGUCACUGACCUCAUUCUGCUAUACAAACAUGAUUUAAAACUCAUCAACUUGUCCAACUUUUCGACCGGACGCAAACACAGCUCGCUCAUCCUUCUUUACAAACUAAUGGUCGCCGCGAGAAGUUAUUAUCAGCAAGAAAUACACGUUGAUAACAGAGAUGACGCCAGAGAUGAAAACAAUGAAAGAGAUGAAUGUGAUGAUGAGGCAGACAAAGAUACUGCGGCCGUGUUAAAAGAUUUGAACAGAAAUAACGCUGGCAAGUCUAGUCCAGAGGCUAUGGACGAGGGGGAAAAUAAUGAAAUCACACAAAGAACAGAGCAAGCGAAUGCUGCUGUCGCGGAAAACGAAAAAGACGAACUGGAAUCAAACAGUUGCAAGGAUGUUCCAGCGCUCGUGCUGAAGGUGGAGGGCAUUGACGAGAACAACUGGUACGGGCGGGCUGUGGAGCAAAAGGUCGUCUGGGCGCUGGUUUACACCGGGUUCAUUAAUCGUGGUCGUUCCGCUUCCAUCAUAUAUCUCCAGCGUCGCUGGUUGGAACUCGUUCAUCUAGCUCGUAACACAAUCCUCAAUGUAUGGAAUUCGGAGGACAAAGAUGUGAAGGUUCACCCGCUUCUGCCGUUACUCGUCAACAGGUUCCCGGAGAUAAUAACAGACUAUUUGCCGCCAUGGCGUCAGAUAGUGAGGGAGAGGCUGUACGUGAUGGAGUCUGAUAUAGAAGAUCUUCUCAUUGAAUGUCUCCAAAACGAAAAACUCAAUUUGGACAUCAACGAGGAUUUAAGUGACUCGGAUUUCAUAAAGGAGUUCUACGAGAACGAAUUGAGUUGUUUGAAUACAAACGACAAGAUGUAUAACGAGAACUUAGAAGUGACGGAUAUAUUAGAGAAGAUUGAUCCGAGCAAAGCGAAGGUCACUAUUAAGUUCGAGGAUUCGGAUGACGGUGACAUGUGUGGUGACAGCGUUUAUGGAGAAGUGAAUUUCGAUUGCUCCGGAGAAGACUCUCAGUACGUGAACCAGUAUGACGACAUGAGCUUGGAUCUGAUCGACAAUAUUGAUAGGGAUAUCAAGGAGGAAUAUGAUCUGCUGGAUAACACGGAUUCCAUGGGAACCAGCGUCACGGGGGACGCGGUCAGAGCUUAUAAUGAAAAUAAUAGCACUGAUGAUGUGUUUAUAAAAAGUGAGGAUCAGAUAAAAAGCGAAGCUGAAGAUAACAUAUGGCAGGAAGCGGAAAUAAGUCCGGAGGAAGUGAAACGAGAAGGUAGUCCUGAUAUAGACGAGAAAUUAAUCAAGGAAUCCCAUGUCGUAUUGACGCCCGUCGACAAUUUCAACGAGUGGAAGAAGUAUUCCAGAGAUGGCACAAUAAGUUGUAGAAGAUUCAGCAUCAAGAACUUUUCUAAACUAAUCGUUAUCGAUUCUAAGCAGUUGCGGAAAUGCAGACGCUACGUCAACAAAGAUAAUACAAAUGAAAUCGAUAGAUAUUUUAACUGUCGCAUAAAAUAUGAAAACGUAGAUAAUGCUGAAGACGUCAGGUCGGAAACGAUCGCUGGAGAAAAAGUCAAAGAGUUAAAUGCGAUGCCAUACAUAGCUAGGAAAAAUCGGAUUGAGUUGACAAAGAAACUUAAGUUGUCAAGGACAUAUUACACGUCCGGUUUCUGGUGUAACGAGAGGAAUAUUGAACGUUUGAGGCAAUGUAGGCCGAUGCACGUAAAACUAUGUCCAUCGAGAAUACCAAAGAAAGUCGAGUUGUCCGAUAUAAACGAGGUAAGGAAGAUCAACAGUAUGCUGCAGACGGCUCGCGUGUCGCCCACACCAGCGGCGGUCGAUAACCAUCAGACAUGUGACGUCACAAUGAGUGAAGUGAACUCGACCAGUCAUCAUGUUUACGAACACGCUAACGUCCACGGUGACGGACAAACGGCAACUAACAGUCCGACCAGUAUAGUUGACAGGAGUCUAUCAGAAUUACAAAAACUAUUGAAAGAAUUACCAGAACCGAGUACGAGAACAGCGGAGAGUAAAAUAACCACGAAACCGAGAAGUGACACCACCGGCAGCAGUUUCAUGGAUUCCGUCAUAGAGAGUAUAAGAUCAGAAAACAAUGGCAUGUUCUCGAUGCCGUCCCAGCAUCCCGCCGCAGACACGCCGACGUCAAACCCCACCGACAGCUCUAACUCCAACGACGACGCAACGAAAUCAAAUAAAACUCCCGUCAAUACUAAAUCUGUAAUCCAAUGUUUGGAAGAAACAUUAAGAGACGAAGCCAACGCCAAGCUGCGAGACAGUAUACUGGCUCUGGCCAAGAAGAAGAUGAUGCCGAAGGCUGAUGACGUGAAGGUGCUGGUGAAAGAUCUGGCGGCCAAAUGCGAAACCUUGAAAUACAAGGACGAUGGAGAUCUGCUCCCCAAGCUGUGGAAAAUACACGAAUAUAGAGUGGCGAGGCACAAGAAGGAACUCACGAGGAACAUCAUAGUGCUGACGAAGUAUCUGCCUCAGUUUAAAGCAUUCCUAAAAAAACGUAGAAAGAGAAUCAGAAACAGGAAAAUUAUAAAGAAAACAGACAAACUUACUGAUAAGAGUCAUAAUAAUACUGAUAAGAGUCAUAAUAAUACUGAUAAGAGUCAUAAUAACGAGAAAAGUGAAGCGAGCGCUGUUCCUAAAGAUGACGAUGAUGAUGAUAGCGAACCGAACUUGGUGAUCGAUGAGAGUGUCAAAGAAACCAAAGAUGAUGAGAAGGAAGAGUGUCGGAAAGACAACAACAAGAACGUAAGAGAUAACACAAAGACGCGAGCGGACGGGAAACACAAAAAUAACCGAAAGAAGAAGCGAAUAGAGAAACCGAACGAUGAAGAGAAACCUCUCCACGACGAAUACCAAGAGUGGCAGAGACAGAAGACGAUGAACCUGAAGUACUUUACCUUACCGAACAACAGCCAAACGACAGACAAGCCGUCUAAAGAUAGCGGCGAUAAAGAUAAGAAGAAAAGCAAAACUGCGGGUAGUUUGAAAAACAAAACCAUCGGCACGAACACAGACAACGUCGCUCAAACGGAGUCUGUCGUGCUGAUCAGUGACAGUGACAGUGACGUGCAAAUAGUGGAUAGUGACGGCACCAACCCGCCGACGAACAAACAGGGUAUAAAUCAGCCUAUUAACUUGGAUUUGGACAGGAUAUCCAAAGAUUCAAAACAAUUUGUGUAUCCCGCGAUGAAUCUUCACCCACCACCUAUAUACAUCGUGUACAACAACCUUAUAGCAAAUAAUGGUACUCCAACACCAGCCAGUUACAGUCAGGUGGUUGUUCAAGUGCAUCCUUUGGCGAUCCCGCCGCCAGCGCAGGAUCUGAUGAAGAAGCCAGCGAACAUACCAGUCGCGAGUGUUGAAGAUCUCACGAAAGAUAAGCCACGUAGAGAGUCGGGUGUCUCAGAGACGGCGCUGAACACCGAACCCUCCGACGCGCCGUCGCCACAUGUUGACAAGCUGUCCUGGAUAUCUCCUCCAAGCUCCACGAUAAACCUUAAAGAGUACACCGCUAACUACAACAUUCUGUCGGCGCCUCUCAUCAAAGUGGAUCAAAUGAAGAAACUUCUGUGUUUACUGAACAAGUACAUAUUGUUGACGGACGUAAACCUUCCGUGCGACCAGCCCACAUUCAGGACGAUCGGCUCCAAAAAUACUAAAUGCUUGACGGAGGUCCUCAUGGGCAGCUCCGGGGACGUACUGUUGCUGGGCAAGAAAGGUUCCAAGGAUUAUAGGGUCUGCAAGUGUGAGGAUAGUUCGGAAAAUAAGUGUGAUCUGUGUAUUGUGGCUCACGCGGCCGACGGGACCCGGUUGAAUCUUAUCAAGAUUAGAAGGAACACCUUCAAGAGGAUAGCGGACUACCCUCUGAAGUACGUCCGCCUGAGUGCCGAAGAAGUCAGAAGAACCACCAGAGCUAUUCUGGAGUUGAUUCCCGACAUCAUCUUCAUGAACCUCAUGUUCUAUAAGAGGCUGGCCUCGUCUCCGCUACUAUACAGCAGGCUUCUAUCCGCCAUACCGGACGAGGAGUGCUUCCGCCAGCUGAUCUCCAAGGACGUGGAGCUGUACUGGCUGGACAUGAGCCAGCCGCUGACUCAGUACCGCCCUCUGUACUACUCCAAAACCAACGGAACCUUCUCCACGACACAUCCGGAUCCGGAACUGGAUAAAGUGCUAUCUUGGAUUGUAAAUAAAAAGUCAUAGCUAUUAAGCGAUGGAUACAUCGCGUGUGUUGAUAUCGAUCGAAGGCUGUUUUAAUUAUUUUAUUAGUAAGGUAGCUCGUGUGACCACUCUCUCUCUCUCUCUCUCCCUCUCCCGCGUAACAUAGCUUCGUCUCGUUUCUUCAUAUUUAAGUUUUGUACGACAGUAUUAUAGUUACCUUCACGCUCAAUUCCUUAUACGUAUACGUGGAGUCUCCGACAACUAAACAUAUUUUUAUGUUAAAGAGGGAUUUUGAAAUAAAAAAAUAAUAGUUAAUAUUUUAAAAUUUUUCUCGAUGACAUUAUGGUUAUAUUUUAAAAUGAAUUUCAAUUGCAUUAGAAUGUUCUUCGUUCAACCAACUCCCUCCACUUGCGAAUGUCUGUGAGACCUCGGUCCCUGUGUAGUUGUCUGUGUUAACCAGACUGAGUCUAGACUGAGUGAACCACCCUGUAUAUCACCACUUGCGUUCUACCCGCGCGUGCUCACUAUUCAUGAUGUAUGUCUCGUGUUAAUAUUGUCGCUGUUCAUGUCAUAGUAUAUAAUAAAGGUACAUUUGUAUGA